ACCAGCAGCAGUCCAAACGUGAGAGUGAGCGAGAGUGUAGUACGACGAGAUAGGUAUCUGUCUUCGUGGAAGUCGUGUGGAUUUUUGAGCCACAAGCAGUGAAGUGAGUCGCAGUCACACAAACGGGAGAAGGAAGGCAUAGAAAAAAAAAUACUAAGCGCAGUGACGAAAAAGUGUACUUCUGGUCGGAAAUUGGCCAUUUUUCGGGGAAAUCUAGUGAUUCCAGUGCCUGUGGGGGAUUCCGGGAGCGCGAUCCGUUGGUCAAGUGUGCGUUGGAAUGGUGUUUGGGAACGGUUUGGGCCGAAAAGGAGCGUAAGGAGGAGCAUUGUAAAAGUCGAGCUCUUGGGGAGGAGGAGGAGUAGCAAAAAUGGAACAAGAAGCAGCAGUACCAGCAGACGUUGAGGGUCGUUGCCGUUUGUGCUUCUCGAUGGAGGAUCUCACCUGUUCCCUGUUCCAGCCCGGAGGCGAACCCAGUCGGGAGGUGAUCGACAUGAUACUAGAGUGCACCUCGAUACGGAUAACCUUGGCGGAAGACUACCCCUCGAAAGUGUGCGAAAAGUGCUUGGAGACGUUAGACAAGUUCCACCACUAUCGAAAGCGAUGUUUGCAGAACGAUAAAAUUUUGAAAUCUCAUCGCGGCAGCAAGGCCAAACUAGCUCAGGAACAGCGCCCUCCGGGUCCGGUGCAAGUCAAACAGGAACCGGAACAUCAAGAUGACUUUCAAGGCGUUGCAGAAGAUGAUGCUGCCCUUCCGGAACCCCCAGAACCGGAUCAGCACACGCAAGCAGUCAAACAAGAAGACCCCGGUGGUUGUUCAUCAAUCCUUCGCAGUAUCUUGCUGCAAAGUCGCGAAUCUGGUCGUGCAGCUUCGACGGCCUCGGCUGAACACGAUCAAGAACAAGACAAUCUCUCAGCCAUCGCUGCUCAUCCCAGCGAAGAUGAAGAUCACAAAGAUCUUGCCCCCAAGGAGGAACAAUCGCAACUUCCCCCGGCUCAAGCUUCCCUCCUGCAGCAGAUGCUACUCCAGCAGCAGGGUUUCCCAACUCGCGAAACACACUCCCCUGCACAUCCUGGCCCCAGCCACCUGGAAGCCUCUCCAUCCCUACUGAAACGAAUGCUCCUGGAAGGUGGUAGCGGUUCCAACCAGGAUCGGCAAUCCCCCCUGGAAGGACCCAGCACUCUAAAUCACAGACCGCCAACCCGAACGGAACAGCAGCAAGAACCACCACCAAUCAACCAUCAGCAACAUCAUCAUCAUGACGAAAACCACAACGAAGAACAUUCCGAGACACCGCUGGCGUCGCAGUUGCGGGCCAUUUUGCUGCAGCACCGCGCGGCAGCGGCAGCCGUCGCUGCUGCAGCUUCCACAUCGACGACAACGACGACAGUGUCCACCAACUCGACGUCCCAGCAUGAACAACAACAGCAGCAGCAGCAACAACAGCAAGCACAGCUGGAAAAGCCGGAAGUUUCCUACCUGAGGAGCCUCUUCAUGAGGAACGAUUCGGACGGUGGGAAUGAGGACAGCGAAGGCGAGCUGACGGUUGACCCGAACGAGCAAGCCAACCGGGAGAUGCUGCUCAGUAUGUUCCAGGAGCUGCAGGCGAGGAAUGAGCAAAACUCUGACGAUACGGAUGACUCCGAGGAUCGUGCCUUUGACUAUAGGAUUCCGAGCGUGCGGCGGCGCAGUUCGGAGUCGACAGAGUCUCGCAAACGCCGCCGUAUGGACUUUACCUGCCUGCUGUGCGGUCGGCCUUUCCUAAACCGGUCCAAACUGGUGCUCCAUAUGCGAACUCAUAUCGCACCUCCGGAAUCUACGCCACCGCCGCCGUCAACAGUGCCACCGACAUCGAUAGCGGCGCAGAACUCUAAUUCGGCUGCUGCAGCAGCUGCUGCGGCUGCCUUGGCUGCGGCCAGCGGCGGGCCAGUUGCAGCUGCAGCCGCCGUAGCUGCUGCCGCCGCCGCCGCUGCAGCUGCAGCGGCCGCAGUGCCACAAGCCGAUCAUGCAGCCGGUGCCGCCGCGGAAGAUGACGAAGAAAGUCGCCAAAUCGAACUGCUGGAGCGACGCUCGUAUGCAUGCUAUAUCUGCGGAGCCGAUCAGAACAAUUUACAACAGCUCAAGGAACACCUACUACUCGCCCACCAGGAUCGUAUCCGGUCUCGGGGUCGCGCCAAGGAGCGCCCAAAACCACUUAUCAACUGUAAUUUUUGUAGCCGCCAGUUCCGUAGUCAGUUUGCUUACGGGGAACAUCUGCGGACGCACACCGGAGAGCGACCCUUUCCGUGCGAUCAGUGUGAUAAGCGAUUCCCACGGCGCUUCCAGUUGCUAGGCCAUCUUUACAACGUCCACAAGCAGUCGUGGGUGGCGGACGAAUCGAAGGCAAAAUUCGUCAAAAAGUAACGGACGGCCGCGGUUCCGGUAGCAUGAGAGAGAUAUAGACGAAACGCGUCGCAAUGCGCGUAGACCACUCUAAUAGAAUGAUGAUGACACAGGAAAAAAUAGAUCUUUCGUCGACACCGGCAACGCCGACGAAGGACGGUAGUUUGUUGAUACAAUUCUUCCGUUUUAAUUUUUUAUUAUUUUUUUGAUACAUUUAUAACGAAUAAAAAAAUUAUACCUUUUAUUAUCUGUUGAAAAGUAUAGCAUACAAUUUUAUACGAAACAUUA
Messenger RNA from Aedes aegypti (yellow fever mosquito), 2668 nucleotides. Its product is annotated as zinc finger protein 853. Bases 368 to 2401 code for a protein of 677 amino acids. The transcript is spliced from 3 exons. NCBI's taxonomy places the organism in Eukaryota, Metazoa, Arthropoda, Insecta, Diptera, Culicidae. Gene Ontology annotation, biological process: regulation of transcription by RNA polymerase II. Gene Ontology annotation, molecular function: DNA-binding transcription factor activity; RNA polymerase II cis-regulatory region sequence-specific DNA binding; zinc ion binding. The record is from RefSeq and is a predicted model, not a curated record. Gene Ontology annotation, cellular component: nucleus.